AUGCGCCGUUUAAUGCGACACCUCGUCAAGCGCCACGUUUCCCCCAUGGCGGUGUUCAGAAUCCUCAUUGCCUUCUGUAUCGCUACAAUAGUUGUCGUCCCAGCUACGGCGUUUUACCUCCCGGGAAUGUACCCCAAGGCACACGCUCCUAAUGACACUCUGAACGUUAACGUGAACUCCUUGACGUCUAACGAGACCGGACUGUCGUUUAGCUACUACAGCCUGCCGUUCUGCCAGCCAGAGGAGGGGAUACAGCGACUGGACGAGAAUUUCGGCGAAGUAUUGAUUGGCGACCUGAUCGAGAACUCGCCGUUUAAAUUCCGCACGCUCGUCAAGCAGCGCGCCGUGAAAGCAUGUGACGUGGGUCCCCUCACCGAAGCCGACGUGGAAGAUCUCAAGUCCAAGAUCGACGGCUUUUAUCACGUCAAUUUCCUCCUGGAUAAUCUCCCAGUUACGCUCUUCUCCCUAGAAGACAACGAAGGUGAUAUUCUAACCGGCAUCCCAAUUGGUUAUAAUCACAACGGCCAGUACUACCUCUACAAUCACAUCCUUUUCAAGGUCCUGGUGCAUGAGUACGUCGAGUCGCCCGCCGCACUGGCCGGAAUGUCGAUGGGGUAUUCCUCCGUUGACGUUUUCCCUCAGGAAGAGAGCUACACGGAUCAGGGCUCAUCCCCAAACGGCACGGCAGUAAAGGGAUUCGUGGUCGUGGGCUUCGAAUCCGCGGCUUGCAGCAUCCGCCGCUCUCCGGAUCCCGAAAUCCCGCGCUACUCGACGCUCGAUCCGAUCGACUGUUUCAGAGGCGAUCCGCAGCCCAUUGCUCCCGGGGAAUCCAUUGUCGUCUCCUUCGACGUGCUGUGGGAGAAAAGCCCGAUUCAGUGGGCGAGCCGCUGGGACGCGUACUUAAAGAUGCGCGGCGAUAAGGUCCACUGGUUCUCCAUUCUCAACUCCCUCGUCGUCAUCUCCUGCCUGGCCGCCGCGGUUUUCGCGAUUCUCCUCCGAUCCGUGCAUCGCGAUCUAGCGAGGAUCAACAGCAGGGACAAGGAGGAGGCCCAGCAAUUGGCGGACGAAAGCGGGUGGAAGCUGCUGGUGGGGGAUAUUUUCCGGUCGCCUCCGCAUCCCGAGGUGCUGUGCAUUAUCGUGUCGAAUGGCUCGCAGCUGCUGUGCAUGGCAGUGGUUACAAUCUUCUUUGCAGCGUUGGGGUUCAUGUCUCCUGCGUCCAGGGGUGCUCUGCUUAUGGGCAUGGUGCUCUUUUACCUGCUUCUCAGCGUCGUUUCUGGUUACGUCGCCUCCCGUAUGUGGGUAGCACAGGCGCCGUGCCGUUCUCUCUGUUCUCCUACCUCUUCCUCCUCUGGUUCCCUGCUGUCUGCCACCAUAUUCCUCUGCUACUCCCUGCUCAUGUCGCUGGCGAUUUUCCUCGCAACUGGGACUAAUGGCGGCCCAACGGAAUACCACACGCUCACGCGCUUUCCCGGCAUGCCAGCGCGGCUGGUAGCAGCAUAUUACACGGAUUGCACAUACCACCUGCAGCACCAGUGCGACCCCGUGCUGAAAGCCUUCUCCCCGCUCUCCGCCUGCCCCGUCACGGGCGUGCACAAGGGCAGGUUUGAACGAAAAUACCCGCUCUGUGCUGCCCGGGAAUAUGUCCUGGCUUGGAAGGUGUGGGAGAUGUGGGGGGGUUGUGGGGCAGUGAGGGGCGGUGGAGGAGCUGGAAUGGAAAGGGAGGAGGAGGAAAAAGGGGAGGAGGGAGGGGUGAGGGGAGUGGAAGGAGGAGAGGUGGUGUUCUGUGUGACGAAGGCGAUAGAGGAUGAGACUGUGCCACGGAAGUCGAAGCCGAAGCGGGUGGAUAUUUACAACUGCGGAUGGAGAGUGCAGGAUGUUGUCCUGCCAGACGGGCGAAAAGCAGCCGAGAUUGAGAUGGUGGUGCGAGAUGACUGUGGCAUCCAAAGGGACAUGGCCAAGAUGGCGUUCAGGCGCGGCGCAUGGGGCUACGUCUGCAACACACUCGCACACAUCCGCGGGUAUGUGCAGCUGCACCCGCACCUGCUGCUGCCUCCACCUGCUCCCCCCUCGGCUGGGUUUGAGGCGCUGCUAGGGGAGAACAGUGUGCAGUCGCAGCAGGAGCAGGAGCAGCAGGAGCAGGAGGAGGAGGAGGAGCGGGGGGAGGAGAUGGACAGGGUGCAGCAAACCGUGUUGUUAAGCAAGGACGGCAGCAGCAGCAACAGGAGCAGCAGAGUUGUUGACCAAGAUGGCAUGUUCCCUGCAGGAGACGCCGCAGCAGCAGCAGCAGCAACGGGUGUUGGUGCACAGGCAGAAGUGUCGUCGUCACUAGCAGCAUUGUCGGCUUCAACAUCUGGAGCACGUGAAGCAGGUGCGGCUCUCAGUCGGUCCCUCGCUGCCCAGGCAUCGCUGCCACGCCUCCUGCGCUUCACACCCCGCCCUGGCCUCUCCCUCUCGCGUGCAUUCAGCUGCCUCCGCUUCGCUGCUGCUGCCACUGCUGCCGGAAUCGGCAGCAGCAGAAGCAGAAGCUUCUUCGCUGCGACCCCAGAACCAGGCUCCUCAGCAGCACUCUCAUUGGCGUCAGCAUCAGGGCCGGGAGGCUCAGGACUGGGAUCAGCAGCAGCAGGGGCUUCAAUGGCCCGAACUUCUGAUGGUAAACGAGUGCUGCUGCUGAGAGGGGUUGUGCCUGUAGUGGCAGUGGCAGCUAUGGGGCUCGGUGUAGGGGGGUUGCUUGUGGUGCAUUGCGGUGCGGCUGGAGCAGCAUCCAAGGUGCUUCUUGCUUGCACCCUGAGGUCCAUGUGGGUGGGGGCGCAGCGGGAGAGUCCCCAGGAAGGCCCCUCUCAGGCUGGCCGCAAGGAGGCAAGGAAAUAA
This is a messenger RNA of Closterium sp. Naga37s-1, 2868 nucleotides long. Lineage: Eukaryota; Viridiplantae; Streptophyta; Zygnematophyceae; Desmidiales; Closteriaceae. The record is from the annotation of a GenBank genome assembly.